Selaginella moellendorffii is the source of this 778-nucleotide messenger RNA. Its product is annotated as probable protein phosphatase 2C 71. Gene Ontology annotation, molecular function: protein serine/threonine phosphatase activity. Bases 1 to 765 code for a protein of 254 amino acids. Gene Ontology annotation, cellular component: cytosol; nucleus. Gene Ontology annotation, biological process: protein dephosphorylation. The record is from RefSeq and is a predicted model, not a curated record. Lineage: Eukaryota; Viridiplantae; Streptophyta; Lycopodiopsida; Selaginellales; Selaginellaceae. The transcript has a single exon.
AUGUGGGAGGCAGCGAGUCACAUGGGGCGCAGAGCGUACCAGGAGGACAGGUUGUUGGCGAUCCCAGGAAAGGUUGGACUGUUUGCAGUGUUUGAUGGCCAUCGCGGAUCACAGGCAAGCGAUUUUGCAGUGACCUGGUUCUAUGAAAGAUUCAACUAUCACUUGAACAAAAGCAACGACAACACCCAAUUGCUAAUGGCCGCUCUGUCCUCGGCAGUCUCAGACGUGGAGGAUGCCUUCCUUAAGGAAUCAGAGAAGCAUGGAAUUGUCGCAGGAACCACAGCCUGCGUAGCAGCUGUCACCGGCCACACCCUUGUGGUCUUGAAUGUUGGAGACUCUAGGGCUAUCCUAUGUGGUAUGGAACCUGAGGAUUGUGUAAGGCUGACGCGUGACCAUCAUCCGUAUUGGGAGGACGAGAGAAAACGGAUUGAGGAAGCUGGUGGAAGCAUUCACAGCAACGGGAAGCUGUUUGGUGAGUUUGAGGUGUCGAGAGCUAUAGGUGAUCGUGAUCUCAAGGCGUUUGGGAUGAGCGCAGUGCCAGAAUUCACAGUACAUGACCUGAGGCAACACAGGCCAAGACCUCUUUACCUUUUGGUUGGAUCUGAUGGGAUUUUUGAAAAGCUGAGAUAUCAGGGUGUUUGUAAAGUCGUUGGCAAUGCAAUUAGGAAUGGAACAUGCCAGGGGAUUCCUUCAAAAGUGAUAGACACAGCACUUAAGGCUGGGACAAAUGAUAAUCUCACUCUUGUGGCUGUAAAAUUGAUGUGACAUUUUUUGCCGU